Molecule: messenger RNA, 351 nt
Organism: Cyphellophora europaea CBS 101466
Lineage: Eukaryota; Fungi; Ascomycota; Eurotiomycetes; Chaetothyriales; Cyphellophoraceae
Exons: 1
Coding region: 1-351 (116 amino acids)
Source: RefSeq, a predicted model, not a curated record
AUGCCCAACACCAAAACCAUCCACGUCCCCCACCUAGGCGGCAUCGACGCCGCCUACCAGAUGCCCCAGCCCUACGACGCUUCCAAGCCAACCCUCGUCCUCGUCAACUCAUACACCACCUCCUCCGAACUCUACCGGAGCCAGUUCGCCAACAAGGACCUCACCAGCAAGAUGAACCUCCUGGCCAUCGAGCUCCUCGGCCACGGCCAGACCCGCACCAUAGGCGAGCAUUUCACCUACUGGGACACCGCCAUCAUGAACCUGCAGGUAUUGGACACCCUGGGGGUCCCAAAGGCAUUCGUGCUCGGCACCAGCCAGGGCGGCUGGAUCACGGGGCGCAAUCCCCAUUGA